AUGGCCUGGAGGCAAAUCGUAUCGUUGAACAGAAGAUUACUCUCAGCACCUUCAAAUCCGGUGCCAGGGUUUGCAAGUUUUUCCUCCAAAUCCUCACCUUACAUAGUGAAAGUUGGCAUACCAGAAUUUUUGAAUGGAGUGGGUAAAGGUGCCGAAACACAUGUGGAAAAGCUUGAAUCUGAAAUUGGGGACUUCAAUAAACUUCUUGUCACACGCACUCUCAAACUCAAGAAACUUGGGGUCCCCUGCAAACAUGUAAAUCAUUUUCUUGUCCUUUGA
Ilex paraguariensis (yerba mate) is the source of this 279-nucleotide messenger RNA. The record is from the annotation of a GenBank genome assembly. NCBI's taxonomy places the organism in Eukaryota, Viridiplantae, Streptophyta, Magnoliopsida, Aquifoliales, Aquifoliaceae.